Molecule: messenger RNA, 465 nt
Organism: Trichoderma gamsii
Lineage: Eukaryota; Fungi; Ascomycota; Sordariomycetes; Hypocreales; Hypocreaceae
Product: DNA-directed RNA polymerase I and III subunit RPAC2
Exons: 4
Coding region: 1-465 (154 amino acids)
Biological process (GO): DNA-templated transcription
Cellular component (GO): RNA polymerase III complex; RNA polymerase I complex
Molecular function (GO): DNA binding; protein dimerization activity; DNA-directed RNA polymerase activity
Source: RefSeq, a predicted model, not a curated record
AUGCCUGGACGAACAAAGGCGCAGGACGAUGCUUCGUCUCACGACGCUGAUAUGCAAGACGUCCCACCUUCUGCCCAGGAAGAGAUUGGUCAGGAUGCCGAAAUGAGGGAGGAUGCCGAGGCUGAAGAAGAGGAGGAAGAGGAAGAAAUUGAGGCUCAGAGAGUGCGAAUUCUUCCUGGCUCAACGGACACUGCGGCUUCAUUUGAAUUCACCGAUGAGGGCCAUACACUGGGCAAUGCCCUGAGAUAUAUCAUCAUGAAAAACCCCGACGUGGAAUUCUGCGCCUACUCCAUUCCUCAUCCAUCUGAGCCCAAGAUGAACAUCAGGAUACAGACCUAUGAUGGAACGGCUGUGAAUGCCCUAAAGAAGGGCCUGAGUGAUCUGCAGGAUGUAUGCGAUGUAGUGGCUGAGAAGUUCUGGUCAGAGAGACAAAGCUUCAACGCAGAGCAGGGCAUUGAGCGAUGA